Messenger RNA from Chanos chanos (milkfish), 2213 nucleotides. It is a transcript of the gene eif2a, whose product is annotated as eukaryotic translation initiation factor 2A. Bases 3 to 1751 code for a protein of 582 amino acids. The record is from RefSeq and is a predicted model, not a curated record. Lineage: Eukaryota; Metazoa; Chordata; Actinopteri; Gonorynchiformes; Chanidae. Gene Ontology annotation, biological process: translational initiation. The transcript has 14 exons. Gene Ontology annotation, cellular component: cytosolic small ribosomal subunit. Gene Ontology annotation, molecular function: mRNA binding; translation initiation factor activity; protein binding.
ACAUGGCGCCACUCCUCACACCGCUUUUAGCAGUCCGUGGUUCGGACGGCACAUCGCUGCUUCGUGGACCACCGAACUGUGAGGAAAAUUCCGCCUUUCAGAGGGACAGCCGACAAAGUAGAUAUGUAACUUUCAGUAAAGACGGUUCCUUGUUCGGAUGGUGUAAUGGAGAAAAGGUCAGUGUGGUUAAGAGCUCAGAUGGCUCUUUGGUUGGAUCUUUUGACCUGCCGAAGACCGCAAUGCUCGAGUUCUCGCCACAGAACAAAGUGCUCGCAACUUGGCAGCCGUACACUAAAACACAGGACAAUCCUCAGGGAGCUCCAAACCUGCAGUUAUGGGACUUUCAAACUGGGAACUGCAUCAAGGCCUUCUACCAGAAAAAGGUCCAAGGAUGGUGUCCUAGUUGGGCUGAUGAUGAAAGUAUCGCAGUUAGAAACGUCAACAAUGAACUUCACUUCUUUGAGAACAACAAUUUUGAAACAAUUGCAAACAAACUUCACCUGCAGAAAGUCUCAGAGUUUGCCCUCUCUCCAGGAAAUCAGCCCAGCAAGGUUGCUGUCUAUGUCCCAGGAGCAAAAGGCGCCCCCUCUUUUGUCCGGCUUUACCAGUACCCCAAUUUUGGUGGUCCCACCUCAGCUCUGGCCAACAAAAGUUUCUUCAAGGCAGACAGAGUGACCAUGCUAUGGAACAAAAAGGCUACUGCCGUUUUGGUGACAGCCAGCACAGAAGUGGAUAAAACAGGUGCUUCAUAUUAUGGAGAGCAGACAUUACAUUACGUUGCUGUCAAUGGGGAGAGUGCUAUUGUCCAAUUGCCAAAGAAUGGCCCCAUUUACGACGUGAUGUGGAGUCCCAACUCCACUGAGUUUUGUGUGGUUUACGGUUUUAUGCCAGCUAAAGCCACCAUCUUCAACCUCAAGUGUGAGUCAGUCUUUGAUUUUGGCACAGGACCGCGCAAUGCUGCCUUCUACAGCCCCCAGGGUCACAUCCUGGUCCUAGCUGGGUUCGGGAACCUGAGGGGCCAGAUGGAGGUCUGGGACGUGAAGAAGUACAAGCAGGUAUCGAAGCCACAAGCAGCGGACACCACGCAUUUCUCCUGGUGCCCGGAUGGAGAGCACAUCGUCACAGCAACCUGCUCGCCAAGGCUACGUGUUAGCAACGGCUUCAAGGUCUGGCACUACACUGGUAGCGUGCUCUACAAGCAAGACACGCCCUCUGGGGCAGAGCUGUGGGAGGUUCUGUGGCAACCGUUUCCUUCUGGAACAUUCCCAGAGAAGCCAGUGAAGUACCAGGCAGCGCCCAGUGAACUGGGAAGCACUGAGGCUAAACCUGCCCAGGCCUACCGCCCCCCUGCCCUCCGCAACAAGCCACAGACGGCCAGCUCCAAACUGCAUGAAGAGGAACCCCCACAGAGCAUGAAGCCUGGUGCAGGUGGAGAGAAACAAAUGUCCAAGUCUGCUCUGAAAAACCAGAAAAAACGAGAGGCUAAGAAAGCCGCUAAACAGGAGAUGAAGUCUGAUGCUCCGCCCACUCAGACAGAGCCCUCUUCAUCCAAUGCUGCCCCUGCAGCAUCCACCUCAGGAGAUCCUGAUACUGACAAAAAGAUUAAGAAUCUAAAGAAGAAACUUAAGGCUAUUGAAGAGCUGAAGGAACAGCAAUCGUCUGGAAAACCACUGCAGAAGAACCAGCUUGAGAAGAUCCAAAAGGAAGCCCAACUGUUGAAGGAACUUGAGGAUCUCGAAUUAGGACUUUAAUAAUAAAAGGACUCUGUUGUUUUGCAUCUAAUCUGAAAUAGUCACUGAACACAAGCUGAGACCAUGCUGGAUGCGGACAAGUUUGUUCUCAUGCAUAUCCUGAAAUCAGCCGUCAUUAGCUGACAGGCAGAUCCGGCAUAAAGAAUGGCCUGCUUUGAUUUCUUUAGCCAUUUGUUUGAAGCCUUACACAUGCAUUUGAAUUGUUAAGUCAUAAUUGCUAUGCAAUGUUAUGUAUGGGGGGGGAAACAGUGAUCGAUCAGAUUUUGGAUUGUAUAUAGUGUAACGUUAUUAGGUUUAAGAUUUGUCACGAAGCACAUUUUUUGUGAUCCAUCUUAAACACAAGUGGAUUUCAGUUUGAUCUCAUCUAGCCCUAUGAGAAAUCAGAAUGGCAUCUUUUUUUCCCUUCCAGUAGACAAAAAACGCAUUUGUGGUUGGAGUUAAUAAAUUGUUUCAAGUUUACAU